Molecule: messenger RNA, 927 nt
Organism: Eimeria necatrix
Lineage: Eukaryota; Apicomplexa; Conoidasida; Eucoccidiorida; Eimeriidae
Exons: 4
Coding region: 1-927 (308 amino acids)
Source: RefSeq, a predicted model, not a curated record
AUGCCCUACAAAGGGCGAGCGGCGCGGCUUCGCUUUCCUCGGUGCUGCACUUGGAAGCAGCAGCAGCAGCAGCAGGGCUAUUGGACUGCACAGCAGCAGCAACAGCAGCUGCAGCAGCAGCAGCUGCUGCAGCAGCUGGACCCGAGGCAGCAGGAGGGACAGUGCUGUAGGUCGCCUGUCAGCAGCUCGGUCUUUCUCAACCGGCUGCUGCUGUCUCUCGACCUUCUGAGCACCCCGGACACAGCAGCAGCAGCAGCAGCAGCAGCAGCAGCAGCAGCAACAGCAGCAGCAGCAGCAGAAAGGCCUCGCGACGGCAGGCUAGCUGUUGGCGCGUCUUUAUCUCCCCUCGCUUCGCUGCUCGUGCAAUUGCAGCAGCAGCAGCAGCAGCAGCAGCAGCAGCAGAGCGGACAGGGGAGCUCCGACAAGGCAGCAGCAGCAGCAGCAGCUGCUGCUGCUGCUGCUGCUGCUGCUGCUGAAGGGGCCAUCGACAUGCGGCUGCUGCUGCCAGAUGGAGCAGCAGCAAAAGGGUUUGUUGGGGUGUACAGACAGCUCGCGAGGUCUUCUUUUGUCCCUUUGUCUCCUUCGCUCUCUUUGCUGCGCUCGCUGUCUCCGCAGCUGCAGCUGCAGCGCAGCAGCAGCAGCAGCAGCAGCAGCAGCAGCAGCAGCAGCAGCAGCACGGCGCUGCUGGCAGCAGCGCUGCGCAAAGUCGCAACCGGCAGAGCAGCAAGGAGCUGGUCGCUGGGGGUGGUGGCGGACAUGCAGCAGCUAAUUGCCUACGGCCUUUGCUGCAGCCCCACAGAGACUGCGGGGGCCCUGCGGGCCGUGAUGGAGCAAACGAAAGACGUGGAAGUGGCCCUCGACUUAAUUGUCUUGGGGGACUCCUUGCGGCUGGGGGAUUCCUUGAAACAGGCAAACCCUAAACCCUAA